AUUCUUUAAUCUUCUAAGAUUUGCAGAAAAAUGGCUCAGCAUUACCACUUAUCCUCUCUUUUACUACUUGCAUUUCUCAAUUUAUUCUUCAUUUAUGGCAACAUAACUGAAGCGACUGCACGCCACCUUCUAGAGACCCCCCUCCCUGAGAUUCCUAAACCAGAACUCCCCAAAGUCCCAGCCUUGCCAAAGCCUGAAAUCCCAACUGUGCCGAAGCCUGAGCUUCCAAAACCUGAGAUCCCUAAUGUUCCAAAGCCUGAGCUACCAACUUUCCCGAAGCCCCAGUUACCAACUUUGCCAAAGCCAAAGAUGCCUGAGAUUCCCGCAAUGCCAAAACUAGAGUUUCCUCCCUUGAAAAAGUCAGAAGUGCCAACUUUACCAAAGCCCGAGCUACCGAAUGUGCCAAAGCCAGAAAUCCCAGAACUACCAAAGCCAAAGGUCCCAGAACUUCCAAAGCCAAAAGUACCAACUAUGCCAAAGCCUGAAAUCCCAGAAUUACCAAAGCCAAAUGCCCCAGAGCUUCCAAAGCUAAAAGUCCCAACAAUGCCAAAGCCUGAAGCACCAGCUAUGCCCAAGACUGAAAUCCCAGAACUACCAAAGCCGAAAGUCCCAGAGCUUCCAAAGCUAAAAGUCCCAACAAUGCCAAAGCCAGAAAUCCCAGAACUACCAAAGCCAAAACUACCAGAACUUCCAAAGCCAGAAGUACCAAAGAUGCCAAAGCCUGAAAUCCCAGAACUACCAAAGCCUAAAGUCCCGGAGCUUCCAAAGCUAAAAGUCCCAACUAUGCCAAAGCCAGAAAUCCCAGAACUACCAAAGCCAAAACUAUCAGAGCUUCCAAAGCCAGAAGUACCAAAGAUGCCAAAGCCUGAAAUCCCAGAACUACCAAAGCCAAAACUAUCAGAACUUCCAAAGCCAGAAGUACCAAAGAUGCCAAAGCCUGAAAUCCCAGAACUACCAAAGCCGAAAGUCCCAGAGCUUCCAAAGCUAAAAGUCCCAACAAUGCCAAAGCCAGAAAUCCCAGAACUACCAAAGGCAAAACUACCAGAACUUCCAAAGCCAGAAGUACCAAAGAUGCCAAAGCCUGAAAUCCCAGAACUACCAAAGCCUAAAGUCCCAGAGCUUCCAAAGCUAAAAGUCCCAACUAUGACAAAGCCUGAAAUUCCAGAACUACCUAAACCAACUCUUCCUUCACUUUCUCCACCAUACAAACCCCCUACUCCUUGA
This is a messenger RNA of Solanum verrucosum, 1224 nucleotides long. Its product is annotated as protein PELPK1-like. NCBI's taxonomy places the organism in Eukaryota, Viridiplantae, Streptophyta, Magnoliopsida, Solanales, Solanaceae. The record is from RefSeq and is a predicted model, not a curated record. The transcript has a single exon. The coding region runs from base 31 to 1224 and encodes 397 amino acids.